This is a messenger RNA of Akanthomyces muscarius, 1191 nucleotides long. RefSeq lists its product as uncharacterized. The record is from RefSeq and is a predicted model, not a curated record. Gene Ontology annotation, molecular function: zinc ion binding; DNA-binding transcription factor activity, RNA polymerase II-specific. The transcript has 5 exons. The coding region runs from base 1 to 1191 and encodes 396 amino acids. NCBI's taxonomy places the organism in Eukaryota, Fungi, Ascomycota, Sordariomycetes, Hypocreales, Cordycipitaceae. Gene Ontology annotation, biological process: regulation of DNA-templated transcription.
AUGUCGCCAGUAGUAGCGCCAAACCCACGGCGGUCAGGCCAAGUUGACGCUGGCGGCCAGGACAGUUCGGCACAGCGAGUGAGGCGAUGGGCACCCCGAUCCAGGACAGGCUGCCUGGGCUGCCGUGCGAGGCGUGUCAAGUGCGACGAACUUAGGCCCAAGUGUAAGAGCUGCCAGAAGCGCAACAUCAUGUGUCAUUAUGAGCUUGAUCCUCCCGGCGCGGAUGCGUCAUUGGGUGUUACGCAUGAAGCGAGAAUUGCGGCACAGUCAACCCCCAGUGCGAGCGGCUGGCGCGACCAUAACAGCGCCCGUCCCGUCAAGUGCGGCGAACAGCAGCCAACUUGUCGGCGUUGCGUUAAGCCCGGCUACACCUACUCUGGCCUCUUGUCACCUCCACCACAGCCAUGGGGAAUGCCCGAACGUGGACAGUCGCCCUCUGAUGCCGCCUCAUCGAGCGGCUCCUCACCGGGCGACUCUCAACAAUCUCAGGCGACAGCGCUGCUGUCUCCCGCCUCACGAGCUCUGCCGAUGCGCCGCCGGGGCAGAUGGCCAACUCGACAAAGCCAAGACGUCACCCCGCCCGCGGAAAUUCGGCCGCCAGAUUGGUAUUAUACAGAGGCCGUAUUUUACUUUAAUACGUGUCUACUGGACAAGAUUUCGAAAUUUGAAGCAAUUCCCAUCAAGUAUCACAGGCCUAUAGGGAACAACGAGGCAAACUACGAUGCAUUUAUUGCUUUUAUCCUUGCCUACCGCAUUACACAAAUAUCACAGGACCAGGGCAGUGUGACCCAGCCUAGCGAGGCCUACCAUACGAAACAUUUAUGGGAACGCCUAUACAUGUGCAUAUCAAACCAAAUUACCUGUAUUAAUCACGAAAUGGCACGAAUGGGUUCUAGCUUUGCAGCUAGAAACAGAGUCUUGACCAGGAUCCAGGGCAUCAAAUGCGUCGAGCUAAUGCUGCAAUCCCCGAUUUGGAAGCACCACACGGAAGGGUUCUUGUCCCUAUUAAGAUUCUGUGGGGGCGCGAAGUUCGCGCAGGGACGACAGUCCUUGAUCAAGAAUUCCAAAGGCAUAAUAAUGGAAUCUGUCCUGGCCAAUUCCGUUGGUCCGCCGAAUAACCAAAUUAUUGGCGUAUCCGCCUGGCAGGCGCACUCGCCAUCGUACAACGCAUCGAUGCGUUCCAACCACUGA